Molecule: messenger RNA, 1092 nt
Organism: Prunus armeniaca (apricot)
Lineage: Eukaryota; Viridiplantae; Streptophyta; Magnoliopsida; Rosales; Rosaceae
Source: the annotation of a GenBank genome assembly
AUGGCCAUAGCCGCCGCCAUCUCACUGCCUCUCACGUCCCCAGCUCGCCGCUCUCUCGCCUCCUUCACCUCUCUUCGAUCUUCUUCUCCAAUUCUAAAACUCAACUCUGUCAGGGGAAGUGUCGCUUUGAGAACUGCUUGUCUUCGCGUCUCGGCGGCCUCGUCUUCGAUGAGCGUCGAAGCCGUCGAGAAAGCCUCGCCGGCUUCUUUUCUGGACCGGAGAGAGACCGGGUUUCUUCACUUCGUCAAGUACCACGGCCUCGGCAACGACUUCAUUUUGGUUGAUAAUAGGGAUUCUUCGGAGCCUAAGAUCACUCCAGAGCAAGCAGCGAAGCUCUGUGAUCGGAACUUCGGGAUUGGCGCUGACGGAGUGAUCUUCGCGCUGCCGGGCAUCAAUGGCACCGAUUAUACCAUGAGGAUUUACAAUUCUGAUGGGAGCGAGCCCGAGAUGUGUGGUAAUGGAGUCCGAUGCUUUGCCAGAUUCAUUGCGGAGCUUGAGAAUUUGCACGGGAAGCAACGCUUUACGGUGCAUACCGGUGCUGGUCUAAUUGUUCCAGAAAUUCAAGAUGAUGGGAAGGUUAAAGUUGAUAUGGGGGAACCAAUUCUAAAAGCAACAGAUGUACCUACAGGACUACCUGCAAACAAGAAUCAAUCUGUCGUUAAGUCGGAUCUUGAUGUAGAUGGAGUAACCUGGAACGUAACAUGUGUUAGUAUGGGAAAUCCUCAUUGUGUAACUUUUGGUACAAAAGGAGGCCAGAAUUUGCAGGUUGAUGAAUUGAAGUUGGCUGAAAUUGGUCCAAAAUUUGAAAACCAUGUGGUGUUUCCUGCACGAACUAACACAGAAUUUGUACAAGUUUUCACUCCUUCACACCUCAAGAUGCGUGUUUGGGAGCGUGGUGCAGGAGCAACACUGGCUUGCGGAACUGGUGCUUGUGCUGUAGUUGUUGCAGCAGUUCUUGAGGGUCGAGCUGAGCGGAAUUGCACGGUUGAUUUACCAGGAGGGCCAUUGCAGAUUGAGUGGAGAGAGGAAGACAACCAUAUAUACAUGACAGGCCCGGCUGAAGUAGUUUUUUAUGGAUCUGUGCCCCUAUGA